UUUUUUUUUUGAAAAUUAGGGCUUCUUUCUGUCUGGAGAAUUUUUUAAGUUCUCCAAAUAGAAAAGAUAUCGACAAUUUCUCUGAUUCGCUUACUAACUGUUUGGUGAUUUUCUCUCUCUCUAUGCUUCAUUCUCUCUAUGCUUCAUGUAUGUUGGACUGUCGCUCUCUCUCUUUCUGCUUCAUAGUUCUUGGGCGAGAAGUUAACAACCCUCGUCCGUUUUCCCUCAUCGGAGGUAGGUUUUUUUCUGAUAGUCCAUCCAAGACAGCCUUGGGAUACCGCGUUUAGUGCUUCCCGUCAUCCCAUGCUUCGACUCCGCAACCUGCAGCGGUGUAGAUGCCUCUCGGUUUAGUCGGCCGGUCGUUCAGAUUUUUGUUUAUUUUGGUGAAAGAAGCUGUUAGAUACUAAUUCUGUGUAUUUUGGCAAUGAAUCGUCUUUUUUCGAAAGCUAUUUCUCUUGAUUUCCUGUCUGUGAAUAAACGGGUUCAGUUUUUAGGACCACCCUCGUCAUCGACACAGCCAAUUGUUGUGUUUUCUUGUGGGAGUUAUUAUUUUUCUUACCCACAAAAGAGAAUGUAGAAAAGAUGGAGUUCUUUUAAGUAUUUGGUAGGACAGAUGCGAAGAUCUGGUGAGUUUUUUCACCCCCUCUUAACUUAAACUGUAGCUCGGAACUAUACAUUCUGACAUUUAAGAAAGUUGCCGCUUUGUGGCUUUAGUUCCCUUUAUCUAUUCGUUUUGGGGAGAUCAAAGUGGGUGUUGUAAAGUUCCUUUGGAAUUGAUCCUAGAGUACUCUGACGAAGAUUUUAGGAUUUGGGUUAUCUAUUUUCUUGAGAAAUGAGCGGAAAGGAGAUCAGGAAAGUUGGUGGGCACCACUCUGUGAAAGCUUUCGGUGAUCGCCGAUGGCUUGUUCCUUUCACUGCAACCUCGAUGAUCACGAUUGUUCUGUUCUUGGUCGCCGUAUUGGAGCUUUUUUCUGAUCCGGAUGGUGGGAAUUCGCUGUCUCUUGAUCUCGUAACAUUCAACAGAAGAGAGGAUUACAGUGGGUAUUUCGUCGAGCCUGAACUAGUUAAGCCAUUGUCCACGAGACGUGCCUUCGAAGCGCCAAGAAUCGCCUAUCUUGUCUCUGGAACGAAAGGUGAUGGGCAGCGGAUGAAGAGGAUUUUGCAGGCUAUUUACCAUCCAAGGAAUCAAUAUGUUGUACAUUUGGAUCUUGAAGCUCCUCCUAGAGAGCGUCUCGAGCUGACCAUGUUUGUUAAGGGAGAAGCCGUGUUUCAGGAAGUGGAGAAUGUGCACAUGAUCGCUACCUCGAACUUGGUGACAUACAAGGGGCCUACAAUGAUUGCUUGCACCCUUCAUGCUAUAGCAGUUUUGCUGAAGGAGGGCAAGGAGUGGGAUUGGUUCAUAAAUCUUAGCGCUUCAGACUACCCUCUUGUUCCACAAGAUGAUCUACUUCAUGCUUUGUCUAAGAUGCCAAGGGAUCUUAACUUCAUCGAGAACACACUUCAGAAUGGUUGGAAAGAGAAUCAGAGAGCAAAACCUAUUAUUGUUGACCCUGGUCUGUACCUCUCCAAAAAAUCUGAAGUAUUUUGGACGUCUCAGCAUCGACCUCUGCCAACAGCUUUCAAGUUAUUCACUGGAUCUGCUUGGGUUAUGCUCUCUCGGUCCUUUCUUGAAUUUUGUAUAUGGGGUUGGGACAACCUUCCACGUACAAUUCUGAUGUACUACACAAACUACAUCUCCUCACCAGAAGGUUAUUUUCAUACUGUCAUAUGCAACUCAAAGGAGUUCUGCAGUACCACAGUAAACCAUGACCUGCAUUACAUUGCAUGGGACAAUCCUCCCAAACAACACCCUCUUAUCCUGUCGGUCAAGAACUUUGAUCUGAUGGUAAAAAGUGGUGCACCAUUUGCUCGCAAAUUUGCUAAAGAUGACCAAGUUUUGGAUAAGAUUGAUAAUGAUCUCUUGGGUCGGAAAAACGGUCGUUUUACACCUGGAGCAUGGUGUAUUGGAAGUUCACAAGAUGGAGCUGAUCCUUGCAUUGUGAAGGGUCGUGAUUCGGAGUUCAGAGUUGGUGCGCGAAGCAAGAGUGUGGAAGAUCUGCUUCAUGGCCUCUUAUCAACAAACGCUAGCAGAAAUGGAUGUUGUCAUGCAGGUGUAACAUGAGAGUCAGAGCAGAGGCGUGGAUGUAAGACAUCAAGGGGUUCAACCUCUGGUACAUCUGGGAUUGAUGUCUCUCCUUCUGCUGAUCGAUUGUCUUCUUUCUUAGAUCUGCUCUACCGUCAGUUAGUGGGAAGCCAUCUCAGAGGACAUAACUUGGUGCCAGGUUUCUUUACUACCUUGUUUUUGUCUCAAACGUAUUUGCUGCUUUUGCAGCACACCCUGUAAUCUAUAUGUACUUAACAAUGUCAUAAAUGAUUCAUUUUACAAAUGAACAAUGUUUCUAUGCAUUUGUGGUA
Messenger RNA from Nymphaea colorata (pocket water lily), 2454 nucleotides. RefSeq names its product beta-glucuronosyltransferase GlcAT14B. The coding region runs from base 833 to 2161 and encodes 442 amino acids. Gene Ontology annotation, cellular component: membrane. The transcript is spliced from 4 exons. NCBI's taxonomy places the organism in Eukaryota, Viridiplantae, Streptophyta, Magnoliopsida, Nymphaeales, Nymphaeaceae. Gene Ontology annotation, molecular function: glucuronosyltransferase activity. The record is from RefSeq and is a predicted model, not a curated record.